GCAUCCCACAUCGUUCGCGACAACAAGCGCCAGGCUCGCAGACAAGGAAGUCAUAUCGCGGUGAAGAAGUGUGAUGAGCCAAAUGAAGCUUAGAGGCCAUGUCGCAAGCUCAUGAAACAGGCAAGCUGAAGCGCGGGCUCGCAGGAUAGGCUGAUAAGCAGAGGAGUUGAGCAAGAAGAGGAGCAAAGGCAAAAGGCCGAACGAACUCCAGAACACCUAGCAUUUCUAGCUCUGAUGUCAAUCCUCAAGACUCAAAUACCUUUUCGAGCGUUCGGCUAUAAGUGACCGCUUCGCCCUUUCCCUUCUUCCCCUCCUUACACCACUCCAUCUUCAACACCAGACCUAUCCUCACAUCUCACCCACCACACAUAGCAAUCAUGUCUACCUACAACGGAGCCUGCCACUGCGGAGCCACCGAGUGGACCGCCUCCCUCGACAAGGACACCAGCAGCCACAUCCUGUGUCACUGCAACACCUGCAAGAUCCUGUCCGGUGGCGCCUACACUCUCAACCAGAUCGUCCCCAAGGACAGCCUGAAGAUCACCAAGGGUGGUGACAACCUCAAGAACUACACCUACAAGGGUGACUCUGGCAACCCCGUUCACUGCUACUACUGCCCCGAAUGCACUACUCACGUCUACCACCACCAGACCGCUCUCGGCGACGACAAGAUUGUCCUCCGCACAGGUCUUCUCUCUGAGGGUCGCAAGAACUUCGGCCCCGCCGCCGAGAUCUACGGCAAGGACCGCUUCUCGUGGGAGAAGGAGGUUGCCAACACCUUCGAGGUCCUUCCUCCUCAGUAAACUCUUUGCAUGAAAUAAUCUUGGAACUCUUUGGUAUUGGAAGCAUCAGACAGACAGACUCUGCGAAGAGCUAUGAAAAUAUGAAUCACUAUUGAACAAU
Messenger RNA from Aureobasidium pullulans EXF-150, 903 nucleotides. RefSeq lists its product as uncharacterized. Lineage: Eukaryota; Fungi; Ascomycota; Dothideomycetes; Dothideales; Saccotheciaceae. The transcript has 2 exons. Gene Ontology annotation, molecular function: carbon-sulfur lyase activity. The coding region runs from base 378 to 803 and encodes 141 amino acids. The record is from RefSeq and is a predicted model, not a curated record.